GAUGGCGACGCGGGGCGGCCGGCCGCCGGAGCCCGGUUGUGGGGAGUGCGCUUGCGCGCCGGGGCCUGGAGUGCAGUGAAAUUCCGGGAGGGCGGGGGGAGGUGGCGAGUGAGCGGCAGACACGGAGCGACGGGCUUAAGCCCCGGUUAGGGACCCUGUGUGCUACGGCGGCGCCCGACGCGGAGCCAGACCCCGGGGGGGCCAGGAGCGGGCGGCGUGAGGGGGACUCGCCGCCGCCGGCCAGUUCGUUCGCCGCCGCAGCCUCGCCGCCGCUCGGACUCCCUCCCCGGGCAGAGAGGGGGAGAAUGACGGAGCUCCAGUCCGCCCUGCUACUGCGGAGGCAACUAGCAGAGCUCAACAAAAAUCCAGUGGAAGGUUUUUCAGCAGGUUUAAUAGACGACAAUGAUCUUUACCGAUGGGAAGUCCUCAUUAUUGGUCCUCCAGAUACAUUGUAUGAAGGUGGCGUCUUCAAGGCUCAUCUCACUUUUCCAAAAGACUAUCCUCUCAGGCCGCCGAAAAUGAAGUUCAUCACAGAAAUCUGGCAUCCAAAUGUUGACAAGAACGGUGAUGUCUGCAUUUCCAUUCUUCAUGAGCCUGGAGAAGACAAAUAUGGCUAUGAAAAACCUGAGGAACGCUGGCUUCCCAUCCACACAGUGGAAACUAUAAUGAUUAGUGUCAUUUCUAUGCUGGCAGAUCCCAAUGGUGACUCUCCUGCUAAUGUUGAUGCAGCGAAAGAAUGGAGAGAAGACAGAAACGGAGAAUUCAAAAGGAAAGUUGCCCGCUGUGUAAGAAAAAGCCAAGAGACUGCUUUUGAGUGACACUUAUUCAGCAGCUAGUAGCUUCACUUUUUUUCAGGGUCUCCAGUUGAGAAACAUGGCACUGUUUUUUCCUGCACUCUACCCACCUAUUGCUGGACUUCUGUUGUAACAUGUUGGCAAACACUGGCUGGAACUGGGCUGCAAUAAAACAUGCCAGUUAUCAAUGCUGACAAGCCUAACAAGUGCCAACAUAAAAAGAUGAUUACGCAUUUUGAAAUCUAAUGAACUGCUUUAACCUUCAGGAAGAAUUGUAAAGAUGUGUACAUAGCACAACAUGAUCCGGAUAAUAUAUAUACUGUUCAUGUACAUCCACAAAUACACAUUGUACCAAAUAAUGCUGUCUUGUAGUUAGGAUAAGAAUCGUGUACAUUCUAAAAGAUUUUAGCAAAUUCUUUCCCUAUUCAUUGUUUUUUCUUAUCAGUUUUUUAAAAACAAAACCUCUUGAAGCAUGUCAAACUAAAACCGAUUAGAAUUAAAGCUUUUUCCAUUUUAUUUUUCUUUGAACAAUUGAGGCUUAAUUAAAAAUUUUCACUUAUUAAAGAUUAGUAUCUGUUUGGAAAAAACACUCCCUCCUUACCCUAUAUCUCUUCAAAGGUUCAGAUUUUUCCUAAUCAAACACUGAAAGGAUCUAUAAGCAAGUAUCUGACUCUAAUGACUUUUGACAACGAAAAAGUCAUUUUCCUGCUCUCUUCUUCUCCUCCCCCCCCCCCUUUUUUUUUUUUUUGGACUCCGUUGCACACAGUUCCUGGAUUGGGUGUAGCAAUAAAACUUCUGGCUAUGGAGCACCCUUGAGCCUGCUAUUUUUUCAAAGGGCUGAGAGCUUUGGUUUUGAAAGUGAUCAGUUGACUAAGCUCAAGAUAGGAUAAGCUGCUUUCUCUGGUUUUUUGCCUCUUGCCUUUGUUUUUAAGUUUUGGAUUUAAAAGGUAUGCACACUUGUAAGCUUUCAAAUUAGUAAAUUCUGGGUUUGGUAUUGGAAAUACCAUUUCCUUUCUUAUCCCUAUUCUCUCUCCUGUGGUUCUUCAUAUUUUUGCCUUCUAUUCUUCUACUGCAGAUUUUCCUCACCUAAUGUACAAAGAGAAUUGCGAUGUAUAUUUUCAUGUAAUUUGAUUUUGGAAUUCUGUCACCUUCUGUAGUGAGUUCUUCCAAAAUAUAAUUUUUUCCAAUAA
Caretta caretta (loggerhead turtle) is the source of this 1984-nucleotide messenger RNA. It is a transcript of the gene UBE2G1, whose product is annotated as ubiquitin conjugating enzyme E2 G1. Lineage: Eukaryota; Metazoa; Chordata; Testudines; Cheloniidae. The record is from RefSeq and is a predicted model, not a curated record.